Messenger RNA from Oryza brachyantha (malo sina), 1533 nucleotides. Its product is annotated as malate dehydrogenase, chloroplastic-like. The coding region runs from base 85 to 1290 and encodes 401 amino acids. The record is from RefSeq and is a predicted model, not a curated record. The transcript is spliced from 2 exons. Gene Ontology annotation, molecular function: L-malate dehydrogenase (NAD+) activity. Lineage: Eukaryota; Viridiplantae; Streptophyta; Magnoliopsida; Poales; Poaceae. Gene Ontology annotation, cellular component: cytoplasm; mitochondrion. Gene Ontology annotation, biological process: malate metabolic process; tricarboxylic acid cycle.
GGCUGUCAAGCAGGUAGCCAGCCAGACACUGGUCUUCCUCGCUUCCAUCUCCACCGCUCGUGCUCGCUCGUCAGAUUCUAGGAGAUGGCGUCGGCUGCAAUGUCUACUCUGAACCUGAUCAGUUCGUCUCCUCUGAACAAGCAGCUCCGACAUGGAGCUGGAGCCACCGUCGAUGCAGACCACGUCAAUGGCUUCAGCUCGGCAAGGCCAGCUCCACCGAUGUGCUGCUCCUCCAGCUCUCGCUGGCAAGCGGUCAAGAUGAGACCAAGACUGCGGCCAUGGCGGCGCGCCGGAAGCCGGGUCGUCGCGCAGGCCGGCAGCUACAAGGUGGCCAUCCUUGGCGCCGCCGGAGGGAUCGGGCAGCCGCUCUCGCUCCUGAUCAAGAUGUCGCCGCUCGUGUCGGCGCUGCACCUGUACGACAUUGCCAACGUCAAUGGUGUCACUGCUGAUCUUGGCCAUUGCAACAGCCCCGCGAGGGUCGCUGGCUUCGCCGGGAAGGAGGAGCUCGCCGGCUGCCUGGAUGGUGUGGACGUCGUCGUCAUCCCCGCCGGCGUGCCGAGGAAGCCCGGCAUGACGCGGGAUGACCUGUUCGGCAUCAACGCCGGCAUCGUGAGGGAGCUCGUCGAGGCCGUGGCGGACCACGCGCCGGGGGCGCUCGUGCACGUGAUCACCAACCCGGUGAACUCCACCGUCCCGAUCGCCGCCGAGGUGCUGAAGCGGAAGGGCGUGUACGACCCGAGGAAGCUGUUCGGCGUCACGACGCUCGACGUCGUGCGCGCCAACACGUUCGUCGCGGAGAAGAAGGGCCUCCCGCUGGCCGACGUCGACGUCCCGGUCGUCGGCGGGCACGCGGCGGCCACCAUCCUCCCUCUGCUGUCCAAGGCGAGGCCGAAGACAUCGUUCACCGACGAGGAGGUCGAGGAGCUGACCGCCCGGAUCCAGAACGCCGGCACGGAGGUGGUGGAGGCCAAGGCCGGGUCCGGGUCGGCCACGCUGUCGAUGGCGUACGCGGCGGCGAGGUUCGUCGAGGCGUCGCUGCGCGGGCUCGACGGCGACGCCGACGUGUACGAGUGCGCGUACGUGCAGUGCCAGGCGGUGCCGGAGCUGCCGUUCUUCGCGUGCAGGGUGAGGCUCGGCAAGGACGGCGUCGAGGAGGUGGCGGCGGCGGAGCUGAGGGGGCUCACGGAGUUCGAGGCGCGCGCACUGGAGGCGCUGAAGCCGCAGCUCAGGGCGAGCAUCGACAAGGGCGUCGCCUACGCGCAGCAGCUGCCGGCGGUGGCGACGGGAUGAAGCCAUCGCCGCCGUCGCUUUGCAGCCAUUUCUCUUCUUUUCCAAUGCAAUUUUGUACGAGUAGUGACAACUGACAACACAUGCGAAUCAUCGAGUUCAUGCUGAAUUUUGAAGUGACGGAUUUUCUUUUUCCGAUUUGGGCUGAGCUUGGUGGGAAUUAAAGAAUUUCAUCUAAAACAGUUCGAUUUUAUACUGAAUCCUAGGUUUUUCAGCAUGUGAAAUGAAAAUAAUAGGUUCAGGUUU